Hevea brasiliensis (rubber tree) is the source of this 5893-nucleotide messenger RNA. RefSeq names its product protein SHOOT GRAVITROPISM 6. Bases 174 to 5333 code for a protein of 1719 amino acids. Lineage: Eukaryota; Viridiplantae; Streptophyta; Magnoliopsida; Malpighiales; Euphorbiaceae. The record is from RefSeq and is a predicted model, not a curated record. The transcript has 51 exons. Gene Ontology annotation, cellular component: cytoplasm.
AGGUGGUCCAGUUGCCAACUAAUCAUGGGAAAAAGCCUGAUAAUUAAUUAACAAAUGAAAUAAAAAUUAAUAAUUCAAUUCACAUUCCCAUCCAUCAAUUCUAAAACCCUUUUCUCUUCUUCUCCUCCUCCUUCCUUUGAUAUGCUAUUUUGAUCUCUUCUUCUCGAGUCUUCAUGGCUUCUUCGAGCUCUGUAACCUCAAUUCCUGCUCCAGAGGCCAUUCAGGUUCUGGUCUCUUCCCUCGCGGAUGAAUCAUCCAUUGUCCGUGAAGCCUCCAUGGCCUCUCUUAAGGAUAUCUCCUCCCUGAACCCGCUUCUGGUACUUGAUUGUUGCUCGGCGGUUUCUCGAGGAGGACGUCGACGAUUUUGGAACGUGGCUGGGGUAUUUCAAGUAAUGGCACUGGGAGUGCGAGCAUUAGAUAAACGAGAUGUUGAUCCAUCUUAUAUGGCAAAGCUUGCAAAGAUUGCUACUACCGAGAUGAUCUCCUCCAAGGAGCUCAAUGCUGACUGGCAAAGGGCUGCAGCUGGCCUACUUGCUUCAAUAGGCUCACAUUUGCCUGACCUGAUGAUGGAAGAAAUAUUUCUACAUUUAUCUGGGCCUAGUUCAGCUUUGCCAGCUAUGGUUCAAAUACUUGCUGACUUUGCUUCUGCUGAUGCUUUGCAAUUUACUCCAAGACUGAAAGGUGUACUUGCACGAGUUUUACCUAUACUUGGAAAUGUACGGGAUGCUCAUCGGCCGAUAUUUGCACAUGCGUUUAAAUGCUGGUGUCAGGCUGCUUGGCAGUAUAACAUGGACUUCCCCUCACAUUCCCCUCUUGAUGCUGAUGUCAUGUCAUUUCUAAAUUCUGCUUUUGAGCUUUUAUUGAGAGUUUGGGCAAUUUCACGGGAUCUUAAGGUCCGCACAUCUUCUGUUGAAGCGUUAGGUCAGAUGGUUGGUCUUAUCACCCGGACACAACUAAAGGCAGCCUUACCAAGACUUGUCCCUACUGUAUUGGAAUUGUAUAAAAAGGAUCAAGAUAUUGCCCUUCUUGCAACAUCUAGUCUUCACAAUCUCUUGAAUGCCUCGUUACUGUCUGAAACUGGUCCACCAUUGCUUGAUUUUGAGGAUCUCACAGUUAUUCUAUCAACACUUCUCCCAGUAGUUUGCAUAAACAAUGAUAGCAAAGAGCAUUCAGAUUUUUCAGUGGGAUUGAAGACCUACAAUGAAGUUCAGCGUUGUUUUUUGACCGUUGGCUUGGUAUACCCUGAUGAUUUGUUUGCAUUCCUUCUGAAUAAAUGCCGAUUAAAGGAAGAGUCUUUAACUUUUGGUUCACUAUGUGUUUUAAAGCAUCUCUUACCAAGGUCAUCUGAAGCUUGGUAUAAUAAGAGGCCUUUACUAGUUGAGGCAGUAAAGUCCUUGCUAGAUGAGCAAAAUUUAGGUGUCCGAAUGGCUUUGUCAGAGUUGAUUGUAGUUAUGGCCUCACACUGCUAUUUGGUUGGUCCAUCUGGGGAAUUAUUCGUUGAAUACCUUGUGCGCCAUUGUGCUCUAUCAGAUGUUGAUAGAAAUGAUCCAGAGAACUCUAAGGUGAAGUUAGGGAGAUUUUGUCCAAUAGAGUUGCGAGCAAUUUGUGAGAAAGGCCUUCUUCUGAUAACUAUUACAAUUCCAGAAAUGGAGCAUAUUCUUUGGCCUUUUCUAUUGACUAUGAUUAUUCCACGGGUUUAUACUGCUGCUGUUGCAACGGUUUGCAGAUGCAUCUCAGAAUUAUGCAGGCAUAGAUCUUCUAAUAUUAGUAGUAUGCUUAGUGAGUGCAAAGCUCGUGCUGAUAUUCCAAGUCCUGAGGAGUUGUUUGCCCGCUUGCUGGUGCUUUUGCAUGAUCCUCUGGUGAGGGAGCAGCUGGCUACUCAGAUUUUGACAGUCCUUUGUUAUUUGGCACCUCUCUUUCCAAAGAAUAUCAACUUGUUUUGGCAAGAUGAGAUUCCUAAAAUGAAGGCAUAUGUUAGCGACACAGAAGACUUAAAGCUGGAUCCUUCUUACCAAGAGACUUGGGAUGACAUGAUAAUCAAUUUUCUUUCAGAAUCCUUGGAUGUGAUUCAAGACCCUGAUUGGGUGAUCUCUCUUGGAAAUGCUUUUACAAACCAAUAUGAACUCUAUACACCAGAUGAUGAACAUGCUGCACUUCUUCACCGGUGCCUUGGUAUGCUUCUACAGAAAGUUGAUAACAGGGCAUAUGUUCGAAAUAAGAUUGAUUGGAUGUAUAAACAGGCUAAUAUUGCUAUUCCAACCAAUAGGCUUGGUUUAGCAAAAGCCAUGGGAUUGGUUGCAGCCUCCCACUUAGACACUGUGUUGGACAAGCUAAAAGACAUUCUGGCAAAUGUUGGGCAAAGUAUUUUUCAAAGAUUGCUGUCUUUUUUCUCUGAUAGCUAUAAAACUGAAGAGUCUGAUGAUAUACAUGCUGCCUUGGCUCUGAUGUAUGGAUAUGCUGCAAGAUAUGCUCCAUCAACAGUUAUUGAAGCAAGAAUAGAUGCUCUUGUUGGGACUAAUAUGCUCUCACGGCUUCUUCAUGUACGCCACCCUACAGCAAAGCAGGCUGUAAUUACUGCGAUUGACUUACUAGGUCGUGCUGUCAUUAAUGCUGCGGAAAAUGGUGCAUCAUUUCCACUGAAAAGAAGAGACCAGUUGCUUGACUAUAUAUUAACUUUGAUGGGCAGAGAUGAAAAUGACGGUGUUGCUGAUUCCAGUCUUGAACUUCUGCAUACCCAGGCACUGGCUUUAAGUGCUUGCACUACCUUGGUCUCUGUGGAGCCAAAGCUGACAAUUGAAACUAGAAAUCAUGUUAUGAAGGCAACCUUAGGGUUCUUCGCUUUACCAAAUGAACCAGUGGAUGUUGUGAAUCCCCUUAUAGACAAUCUUAUUACCCUCUUAUGUGCAAUUCUUCUUACAAGCCCUUUUUUUUUUUGUAUAACAAUUAGCGGAGAGGAUGGAAGAAGUCGAGCAGAGCAGCUAUUGCAUAUUUUGAGACAAAUAGAUCAAUAUGUUUCUUCACCAGUUGAUUAUCAAAGGAGAAGAGGUUGUCUUGCAGUGCAUGAGAUGCUUCUCAAGUUUCGGAUGCUCUGUGUCAGUGGAUAUUGUGCACUUGGGUGCCAUGGAAGUUGCACGCACAGCAAGCAAAUUGAUCGCACCCUGCACGGCAACUUUUCUAACUUACCCUCGGCUUUUGUUUUGCCGAGUCGUGAAGCCCUAUGUUUGGGAGAGAGGGUCAUUAUGUAUCUUCCGCGGUGUGCAGACACUAAUUCUGAAGUUAGGAAAGUUUCUGCCCAGAUUCUGGAUCAACUCUUCAGCAUCUCUCUUUCACUUCCAAAGCCUGUAGGUUCUAGUACUGGUGUGGAUGUAGAAUUGUCGUAUGGUGCUUUAUCAUCCCUUGAGGAUGUCAUAGCCAUCUUGAGAAGUGAUGCUUCCAUUGAUCCAUCUGAGGUUUUCAACAGAAUAGUUUCAUCCAUCUGUAUUUUAUUGACUAAGAAUGAGCUUGUAGCCACUCUGCAUGGUUGCACAGCAGCUAUAUGUGAUAAGAUCAAGCAGUCAGCUGAAGGGGCCAUCCAAGCUGUUAUUGAGUUUGUGUCAAAGAGGGGGAAGGAGCUGAGUGAAACUGAUGUUACAAGGACAACCCAAUCAUUGCUCUCUGCUGUGGUUCAUGUAACUGAGAAGCAUUUGCGUUUGGAAACUCUUGGAGCUAUUUCUUCUUUAGCUGAAAAUACUAGUUCAAAAAUUGUCUUUGAUGAAUUAUUGGCCUCUGCUGCAAGGGAUAUAGUCACUAAGGAUAUCUCUAGGCUACGAGGUGGCUGGCCAAUGCAGGAAGCAUUUUAUGCCUUUUCUCAACAUGCAUUGCUUUCUUUUCAAUUCCUGGAGCAUCUGAUAUCUGUCCUUAACCAGAGUCCUGUUGAUAAGGUUGAUUUGGAGAAAGGAAACAGUUCUAGCCAUUCUGCUGAUGGUCAGAUAGAGGAUGACAUUCUGCAAGCUGCUAUGUUUGCCCUCACUGCCUUUUUCAGAGGUGGUGGUAAAGUUGGAAAGAGAGCUGUUGAGCAAAGCUAUGCCUCUGUUCUUGCUGCACUUACCCUUCAAUUUGGAAGUUGUCAUGGUCUAGCUAGUUCUGGUCGGCAAGAGCCAUUACGAGCUCUUUUAGCUGCAUUUCAGGCCUUCUGUGAAUGUGUGGGAGACCUUGAAAUGGGAAAGAUUUUGGCUAGAGAUGGAGAGCAAAAUGAAAAGGAGAAGUGGAUCAAUCUUAUUGGGGAUGUAGCAGGCAGCAUUUCUAUAAAGAGACCAAAAGAGGUUCAAACUAUUUCUCUAAUUUUAACUAAAUCCUUAAACCGGCACCAAAGAUUUCAAAGAGAAGCCGCAGCUGCAGCAUUGUCAGAGUUUGUUCGCUAUAGUGGUGGAUUUAGUUCCUUAUUGGAGCAGAUGGUUGAAGCAUUAUGUCGACAUGUAUCAGAUGAGUCUCCAACUGUUAGAUGCCUUUGUUUAAGAGGGCUAGUGCAGAUACCAUCUAUUCAUAUUUAUCAGUACACAACUCAAAUUUUGGGUGUGAUAGUAGCAUUGCUGGAUGAUUUAGAUGAAUCAGUGCAAUUAACUGCUGUUUCAUGCUUACUGACGGUACUUGAGUCAUCACCCAGUGAUGCAGUAGAGCCCAUUUUGCUUAAUCUUUCUGUCCGGCUUCGCAAUCUUCAAAUAUGCUUGAACACGAAGAUACGAUCCACUGCCUUUGCUGCAUUUGGAACACUAAGCAGCUAUGGAGUUGGGGCACAUCAUGAAAUAUUUCUUGAACAGAUACAUGCUGCUAUUCCUCGCUUGAUUUUGCACCUUCAUGAUGAAGAUAUUAGUGUGCGACAAGCUUGCCGAAAAACUCUCAAACGUAUUACCCCCUUGAUGGAGAUGGAAGGGUUAGCUACAUUAUUGAAUUUGCAGUAUUUCACUUCUGAUCAUCGAAAUGACUAUGAGGACUUUCUUAGAGACUUCACUAGGCAGAUUGCCCAGCAUCUUCCUUCCAGAGUAGACACUUACAUGGUAUCAACGAUACAGGCGUUGGAUGCACCUUGGCCAAUAAUACAGGCAAAUGCUAUUUAUUUGGCAAGCAGCAUGCUAUCACUUUCAGAUGAUCAGCGCAUUUUAGCCCUAUACUACACAAAGGUGUUUGGGAUGCUGGUGGGGAAGAUAAGUCGGUCAGCAGAUGCAGUUGUUAGGGCAACAUGCUCCUCAGCUCUGGGCUUGUUGCUUAAAUCAACUAAUUCUCUCUCAUGGAGAACAGCUCGACUUGAUCGAGUGGAAUCAUUUCGAAGGGGCCAUGAUUCUGAGUCUAAAAUGUAGUGGUAGAAACAGGAUAAAUGAAAAUGAUAGUGUUGGCGACCUUUAUGUUGAUCCCCAUCCGUGUGUAUAACACAGCUGAUUAUUCUGCAAUUAGUUUGAGUCUGCAAGACCUCUCUGGCUGCUAUUUAAAGAGUUCACGAGUGAUGACAAUGCAAAAGGUGGGGAAUUUGCCUUUACUGGUGAGUGGUGACACUUACAAUCAAUCUCAUUUGUGGAAGCAAGCUGGAUGUUGAAACUUAAAUAUCAUUGUAAAAUUUACAGCUUUGGCAAAUGUAAUUUAGAAUAUGCCGAGUUGUUUGGUAUAAAGCUUGUACUCGCCACUUUGGUAUCCCAUCACUAUUUUCCUGUUCAAGUUUGGUUGUAAAAGUCUGUAAAAAAAAAAAAAAACUGUUCUCAAGCGGCAGAUCCCCCCUUUUUCAAUGCAUGCCGAGCUUUUAUUAGCCUUCAGAAUUACAGGAUUUUCAGCUCAUCUGCUGCAGAAUUUGUAAAAUACAAUUAUUGUAAAUUUUAUAUAAUAUAGUGUGAUUUGUUUCAAUAAAAAAUAAAUGUAAUUGAAAGUA